AUGGGCGCGACAGAAGAAAAGAAAGAUGAAGCGCCAAAAAACUCUGUUCCAUAUUUCAAGCUCUACCGCUUUGCCACAUGCUCGGACAAGCUUAUGAUCGCUAUCGGAUGGCUGAUGUACAUCGUCGUUGGAAUCUGCGAGCCGCUGAUGAUCGUUUUCUUUGGCGGAGCGAUGCGCGAAUUCGUCUCUGUCGGAAAACUCGACCCUUCUGCUUUUUGGAAUGUCACUGACAUGUGCAAACUUACGCUUGGAACUCUCACCGACACCGAAAAAGACAUGUUCGAGGGUUUCGAUGAUGGCAUUUCAGCCACUUCAUCCAUGAUGAAAAACAUCUGGUGGUUUGUUGGACUCGGCGCUACAGAAUGGAUUACUGGAUGGAUUGGCACUUGGCUUUUGAUGCUUUCUGCGGAGAAUCAAAUCAACAGAAUCAGAGCAAAAUACUUUGCCUCCGUUGUUCGCCAGGACAUGAGCUACUUUGACACCGUCGACGUCGGUGAAAUCAAUGCCCGAAUGUUCGAAGACAUCAAAAAGAUCCAGGAAGGCAUCGCCGACAAAGUAGGAAUGGUCAUUCAGUCGAUCUUUCAAACGGUCGCCGGUCUCGCUAUCGCUCUUUAUUUCGGCUGGGAGCUUGGCCUCGUCUGUAUCGCUACGAUUCCGUUGAUCGCUCUUGGUGGAUUUGUUUGGAUGGUGGCGCAGUCGAACGAGUCGAAAAAAGAGCUCGACAAUUACACCGAAGCUGGUGGCGUCGCUGAAGAAGUUCUUGCUUCAAUCAAGACUGUUACUGCUUUCAACGGGCAGAGCUUUGAAAAUGGACGAUAUUCGAAGCCAUUGGCGCAAGCACAAUCUCAAGGCAUCAAGAAAGCUGCCAUGUCUGGCUUCGCCGUUGGCUUUUUUAAUCUUUCGAUGUUUGCCGUCUACGGUAUCGCCUUCUGGUAUGGUUCGGAAAUGGUCAUUCACGAGGGCUACGAUGUUGGAACCAAGAUCAUCGUUUUCUUCUCCGUUCUCAUCGGUGGUUUUGCGAUUUCCAUGGUUGCCACGAAUGCUGAAUACCUCGGAACUGCGACGACUGCAGCUUACUCUGUGUUUGAGCUCAUCGACCGAGUUCCUGAAAUCGACAUCUACUCCGAGGAGGGUGCCAAGCCAGUAAUCCAAGGAACCAUCGAAUUCCAGAAUGUUGACUUCACCUAUCCAUCCCGAAAAGAACAAGGCGUCCUCUCUGGCGUGAGCUUCAAAGCUGAAGCUGGUAAAACAACUGCUCUUUGCGGUGCUUCCGGCUGCGGCAAAUCGACUUGUUUCCAACUCAUCCAACGAUUUUACGACGCAGCUCAAGGUCGAAUUCUCAUCGAUGGGCAAGAGCUCAAGAGUCUCAAUCUCGCCUGGUUCAGAGAAAACAUCGGUGUCGUCAGCCAAGAACCUGUCUUGUUCGACGGAACUGUUGAAGAAAACAUCACUCUUGGAAGACUCGAUGUGACGAAGGAAGAAAUCACUGAAGCGUGCAAGCAAGCGAAUGCCUUGGAUUUUAUCCAGAAGCUGCCUUCGACUUGGGAAACGAAUGUUGGAGAAGGUGGAGCGACCCUUUCUGGUGGUCAAAAGCAGCGAAUCGCUAUUGCUCGAGCCCUCGUCCGAAACCCAAAAAUUCUCCUCCUCGAUGAAGCCACCUCCGCCCUCGAUACUGAGUCCGAAAAGAUCGUCCAGCAAGCCCUCGAAAAAGCCUCCGUCGGCCGAACUACCCUCGUCAUCGCUCAUCGACUAUCUACGAUCAAGAACGCCGACAAGAUUAUUGGCUUCAAAAACGGAAAGAAAAUGGAAGAAGGAAAUCACGCUUCUCUCCAAGAAAUCGAAGAUGGCGUCUACAAAACACUCUGCAACAUGCAAUCUUUCUCAAUGGAACAGGAAAAGGUCGAAAGUGAGACGUCUUUGAAAGGAGCUGAAUCGAACAAUCAAGUCGUAGAAGCUAAGAAAUCGAAAGAAUCAAGUGUUGAAGAAUCCGAAAAAUCCGAGAAGAAAAAGGAUGGCGAGGAAGAAUCAGAAGAAGAAAUCGCCAAGCGAGAAGGCCUCCCAGAAGUCGGUUUCGGCCAAAUUCUCGGCAUGAACAGCCCUGAAUGGUUUUACAUCACGAUUGGCUCCAUCUUUGCCCUUUUUACCGGAGCUGUGCAACCACUCUGGGCCCUUAUCUUUGCCGGUGUCCUCGACAACUACUCCCAGUUUAACUGCGUUUGGAAUGAGAAAAUUAAAGAGUUAGAUAGUACUGCUUACGCCAAUGGAACUGCUGACGUCACGCUUUUCGACGAAUUGACUAUUCCUCUGAACAUCACCGAAAUUAAAGAAAACCACGAAUGGUGCGACGAAGCAAAACUCGUUGAUUUGAACAAUAUGAAAGCUAUCGAAUUCGUGAUCAUGGGUGUUGCACUUUUCUUCGGCUUUGGAAUUCUCCACUUGAUGUUUGGAAUUUCUGAUAUGAGCUAUUUCGACGAGCCAUUGAACUCGACUGGUAACUUGACUGCCCGACUUGCCUCUGAUGCUGGAAAGGUUCAAGGCGCUACUGGACGAAAAAUCGGCGAAGGCGUCAUGAACCUCGGCGCUUUUGGCUGCGGUCUUGGAAUCGCCUUCUACUACUCUUGGCAGCUGUCACUUGCGGUGUUUGCGUUUAUGCCAGUCAUCAUCAUUACAAACGCGUUGAUGAUGCAGGUGAUGAUGAACAACCACGGCGACGGAGAGCAGAAGAACAUCGAAGAAGCGAGCAAAGUCGCUACCGAAACGACCAACAACAUCAGAACUGUCGCCGGUCUCGGCCGCGAAAAGCACUUCUGCAAACUUUACUCGAACAAUAUGGACGCUUUGGCUGCUCGAAAAGGAAAGACAAUCUUCAAGUACGGACUUCUGUACGGUGCAACUCUUGGAUGCAUGCAUUUCAUGUACGCGACUACUUUCUGGUUCUCAUCCUGGUUGAUUGACAAUGACUACAUCGAUUCUAGCGCUAGUUCCGACGUCAUGAGAAAAAACACUUCGAUCCCAACUAAAGCCCAAUCCGCCGGUGUAGCCGCUAACUCCGGCAAAGCAAAUCUCGCUGCUCGUCGAAUCGUGAAACUUUUCGAAACCGCUCUCAACAUCGACCCUGAAUCAACAGAAGGCGAAAAACCUGAAAUCAGGGGCAAGGUUGAGUUCGCUGCCGUCGAGUUUUCUUAUCCAACCCGAGCCGAAUUCCCUGUCCUCAAGGGCAUCCAAACAAACGUUGAGCCCGGACAGACUCUCGCUCUUGUCGGCCAAUCUGGCUGUGGAAAAUCGACAUACACAACCAUCCGUGAAAACAUUCUUUACGGCCUCGACGAUGGAGAAAACAGCGGUAAACCGAACAAAGUUGGCGUCUCCUCGAUUUCCGAUGCCGACAUUGAAACCGCUCUUCGGGAGGCAAACGCUUACAACUUCGUCAUGGAUCUUCCUCAACGGCUCGAAACUCGAUGCGGCAAAAAGGGAUCGCAACUCAGUGGCGGUCAGAAGCAGCGAAUCGCCAUUGCUAGAGCUCUGAUCCGAAAGCCAAAGAUUCUGCUUCUCGAUGAAGCUACUAGUGCGCUCGAUACUGAAAGCGAAAAGAUCGUCCAAGACGCACUGGACAAAGCUCGACAAGGCCGAACCGCAAUCCUGAUCGCUCACCGACUCUCCACCGUCAUCAAUGCUGACGUCAUCGCUGUUGUUGACAACGGUGUCAUCGUUGAAUCCGGCAAGCAUCAAGAUCUUAUCGACAAGCGAGGAGCAUACUAUCAUCUGAUUAAAUCUCAAUUGUAA
This is a messenger RNA of Oikopleura dioica, 3783 nucleotides long. Lineage: Eukaryota; Metazoa; Chordata; Appendicularia; Copelata; Oikopleuridae. The record is from the annotation of a GenBank genome assembly.